Pristis pectinata (smalltooth sawfish) is the source of this 1065-nucleotide messenger RNA. RefSeq names its product guanine nucleotide-binding protein G(t) subunit alpha-2. Gene Ontology annotation, cellular component: photoreceptor outer segment; photoreceptor inner segment; heterotrimeric G-protein complex. Gene Ontology annotation, biological process: adenylate cyclase-modulating G protein-coupled receptor signaling pathway; detection of chemical stimulus involved in sensory perception of bitter taste. The transcript has 8 exons. The record is from RefSeq and is a predicted model, not a curated record. Lineage: Eukaryota; Metazoa; Chordata; Chondrichthyes; Rhinopristiformes; Pristidae. Gene Ontology annotation, molecular function: G protein-coupled receptor binding; G-protein beta/gamma-subunit complex binding; GTPase activity. Bases 1 to 1065 code for a protein of 354 amino acids.
AUGGGGAGUGGAGCGAGCGCAGAGGACAAGGAGCUCGCCAAGAGGUCUAAAGAACUGGAAAAGAAACUCCAGGAAGAUGCAGAGAAGGAAGCCAGAACUGUGAAACUGUUGCUUCUAGGUGCUGGUGAAUCAGGAAAAAGCACCAUCGUUAAGCAAAUGAAAAUCAUCCACCAAGAUGGCUAUUCAAAGGAAGAAUGUUUAGCCUUCAUAUCCAUCAUUAACGGCAAUAUCCUUCAGUCCAUCCUGGCCAUCAUUCGAGCCAUGUCCACCAUUGGGAUUGAUUACGGAAACUCAGCAAAUGCGGAUGCUGGGAGACAGCUGUUUAAUCUUGCAGAUUCCAUCGAGGAGGGAACCAUGCCUAAGGAGCUGGUGGACAUCAUAAAGAAGCUGUGGGCCGACUCAGGGGUUCAGGCCUGCUUCGAGAGAGCAGCGGAAUAUCAGCUCAAUGAUUCAGCCUCCUACUACUUGAAUAAUCUGGACAGAAUCACUGCUCCUGACUUUAUUCCAAAUGAACAAGAUGUCCUGAGGUCCAGAGUUAAGACCACAGGUAUUAUUGAAGAACAGUUCUCUUGCCAGGACCUGCACUUCAGAAUGUUUGACGUUGGUGGACAGAGGUCGGAGCGGAAGAAGUGGAUCCACUGUUUUGAGGGAGUUACCUGCAUUAUUUUCUGUGGUGCUCUCAGUGCUUAUGACAUGGUGUUGGUCGAAGAUGACGAAGUGAACCGAAUGCAUGAGAGUCUCCAUCUCUUCAACAGUAUUUGCAACCACAGAUACUUCGCAGCCACCUCCAUUGUACUCUUUUUGAACAAGAAGGAUCUAUUUGAGGAAAAAAUCAAAAAAGUUCAUUUGAGCAUCUGCUUCCCAGACUAUGAUGGUCCCAAUACAUAUGAUGAUGCUGCCAGUUACAUCAAGAACCAAUUCCUGGACCUCAAUAUGCGAAAAGAUGUCAAAGAAAUUUAUGCACAUAUGACAUGUGCCACUGACACACAAAAUGUCAAGUUUGUGUUUGAUGCUGUGAAAGACAUCAUUAUUAAAGAAAAUCUUAAAGACUGUGGACUUUUCUAA